Messenger RNA from Beta vulgaris subsp. vulgaris (sugar beet), 465 nucleotides. Its product is annotated as pentatricopeptide repeat-containing protein At3g22470, mitochondrial. The coding region runs from base 1 to 465 and encodes 154 amino acids. Lineage: Eukaryota; Viridiplantae; Streptophyta; Magnoliopsida; Caryophyllales; Amaranthaceae. The record is from RefSeq and is a predicted model, not a curated record. The transcript has a single exon. Gene Ontology annotation, molecular function: protein binding.
AUGCCACAUAAAGGACUCUAUCCUGACGUUGUCACAUAUAACACUCUAAUUGAUGCCCUCUGCAAGGACAAUCAAGUACAAUUUGCACGUGAGCUCUUUAAAGAAAUGGAAUCUAAGGGCUUAAAACCAAAUGUAGUCACUUAUGAUUCAUUGAAUCAUGGUCUAUGUCAAAACGCACUGAUUGAUGAGGCAAUACACAUGUUUAAUGACAUGAAGAACAGUGCUGUGCUCCCUAGUAUUUUCACAUACACUAUCCUUAUGGAUGGCUUGUGUGAAGUUGGCCGACUUGAAGAAGCUGUAAGUAUCUUCUCUUUUCUGGUAGCUAAGGGAUUACCUCUAGAUGUGCAUACCUACACUCUAAUGAUUAAAGGAUUUUGUAAGAAAGGGCUGCUGACUGAUGCUAAUGAGCUAGUAAAGAAAAUGGAAGAUGAUGGAUGUCCUCUGUACCUACAAUACAAUUAUUAG